UGUAUGUACAUGUAUGUAUGUCAUGGUACGUGAGGCCUGAUAGCCGGUUUUUGCACACUCGGUCCUUACCAAUUUCGUGUAUUCUUAUUGUAUUUUGCACGAGCGAUAAGAAAAAGUUGCAUAAAAUGAAUCCUGACAACAAAAGCAAACAAGAAAGGCUUCGAAUAAGGAGGGAUCGAGAGAGACAAGCAACAGCCCAAGAAACAGCUGAAGAGAAAGAAGUCAGGCUAGCCAAACGCAGAGAAAAGCACAGGGCACUCAAAUUCAAGGUAACCAUUGCACUGGAUGCCAAUAGAGCAUCCCAGCAACUGAGACGGGACACAGAGACUCCUGAGGCUAGGCAGGCACGCCUACAGCAAAUGGCUGCUUCCACCCAAACCAGCAGAGCUUCAGAUACUCCUGAGGCCAGACAGGCACGCCUACAGCAAAUGGCUGCUUCAACUCAAACCAGCAGAGCCUCGGACACUCCUGAGGCACGCUUGGAACAAGACAGGCAUAGGCGCUGAGUCAGGUUGGCCGAGUGAUGAAAGUGUUUCGAUUCCCUCUGGAGAUGUUCGAGUGGCAGUCAAUGGCCGAGUGUGGACGUUCAACCCUCAGGCCAUGGUUGCCUCCCCGGAUGAGAACCCUCCUGAACUUCCAGGUACAGAACCCGGCCGUCAUCGUGGCAGCUGCUGCAGCCGGAGAUGCCAACACUCUCAGAGAGUUCCUACGCAAACAUCCCACUGAGGUGAACACCAAGGCAGCUGGCAAGGCGGCCAUCCACUGUGCCUGUGCAGCUGGCAAUGUGGACGUGCUCAAGGUCAUCAUGGAGUUCGCCCCCAAUGUGGAAGUGGGGGAUGAAGACGGUGACAGACCACUGCAUCUCUGUGCUUACAGUGAUGAAGAUGAAGCCACGACCAUUCUUAUCGAUGCUGGAGCUGAUGUCAACUCUAAGAAUUCUAAGGGGGCGUCCCCUCUCAUCAUAGCAGCUGUCAAGGGCCACUACAGUGUGCUGAGGAAGCCAGCUAACCAUCCCAACAUCAAGCUCCAUGAGCAGGAUUCCGAUGGAGACACUGCACUUCACUGCGCCGUCCUCGCUCAGAAGAAUGAGAGUGUGACGAUCCUAUUGGACGCUGGAGCAGACCCCACCCUCCUCAACUUCAGACUAUUCACACCAAUCCACGAGGCUGCUCGUAUUGGGUUCUUACCAGCUGUGGAGCACUUCAACCGUCGGUUUGUGGAGCACAUCAACCUGUUCAAGGACGACGGGUACACUCCCCUCCACCUGGCAGCACUUAAUGAUCACCUGGACGUUAUCACUGCCUUCGCUGAAGUGGUGCAGUGUGACCUCAAUGCUAAGACCAACCAAGGUCAGACAGCACUCCAUCUUGCUGUCCACCAAGGUCACGCUCGUAUCAUCGAGAGACUGGUGGGGUUCGGGGUAGACAUGAAUAUUCUAGACAGUGAUGGAGACACAGCUCUUCACAUGGCCGUGGUCAAGGAGACAGUGGACAACCUCACACAAGAGACUCCUCAACUCAAGAAGGUGAAAGACAGGUUGCCUGGUCAGCAGCUGAAGGCGGUUAUUCCGUGCUUCCUAGUACAAGAAGGUUCAGAGAUGUUCAAGACUAACAAGAAGGGUCGAAAUCCAUUGGAGGUUUGCUCACCUGACGUAGCAACCAUCGUCAUGGGCUUCGACAAGGACGGUGGUGGUGUGAAGUUCCAUGGUAGUCUGAAAUCACCUGCUCCCCCAGUGGUGGUUCAGGGCACACAGAGAGGACCUUUGGUGUACCCUACUCCCCUGCGUACUGGCAGUGCCACCCACCACCCACCCACAGCCUCUCUGCCAGUUGGAGUUAUGGACACUGCUGGAGCCACUGGAGGUGGUAGUGUGGGUGUGGCCAUUGAGCCGUGCUUCCUGUGUGAGGCUCCAGUGGACGUCAAGUUUGAGCCAUGUGGUCACGCUGUCAUGUGUGCAGAAUGUGCACAGAGAGCCAAGAAAUGCCCCACUUGCAAAGCUGCAGUCAAGACUAUCUCCAAGCUGUCCAAGGUUUGUAUGAUGUGUAAUGAAGAGGAGGCCACAGCCACUGUCAAGCCAUGUGAUCACACCUUCUGUCCAGAAUGUGCCCGGAGGAUGAAGACAUGCUUCGAGUGUCCAGUGCUUAUUACUGCAAAAGAGGGACUACCCCCCGUCUCGGCCACCAGUGUCCAUCCGCUGGCCAGCCCUGACUCUGAAUCUAAUUGUCCUAUUUGUCUGACAGAGCCUAAGAACACGGCCUUCCUCUGUGGACACCAGACAUGCUGGGACUGUGCACAGAAGGUCGACCAUUGCCCAGUGUGCAGGAAGUUUGUGACUCAUAGAAUUCAGUUGUUCCAGUGACAAUUUAGUAUUUGUUUCGUUUCUUUCUUUUCUGACUUUAGCAGACUGUUUUGAUUUUAUGGGCUCCGUUUUAAUUGGUUUGUACACGUGCAGUGAACAUUAGACAACUUUUGUGUGUAGUGUUAAUUGUUGUUUCGUUAUUUAUGUCAAUUAUUAGUUACCAUGUUUAAUUGUAUAUAUACUCUUUUGAUAACGUUUGAUAACGUAA
Molecule: messenger RNA, 2567 nt
Organism: Halichondria panicea
Lineage: Eukaryota; Metazoa; Porifera; Demospongiae; Suberitida; Halichondriidae
Product: E3 ubiquitin-protein ligase mind-bomb-like
Exons: 17
Coding region: 524-2359 (611 amino acids)
Biological process (GO): protein ubiquitination
Cellular component (GO): cytoplasm
Molecular function (GO): protein binding
Source: RefSeq, a predicted model, not a curated record